AUGUAUUCCUGUUGGCACCGUGAAACAUAUGACCUGAUAUUCGACGGCAUAACGAAGCUAGAAGUUGUAUUGAGCUUUGAGCGAAGGCUGGAAGGAGAUAUAACAGAAUUGCUGGAGCCCAUGAAGUUUCUGAAGGCUGGAAGGAGAUAUAACAGAAUUGCUGGAGCCCAUGAAGUUUCUGUUAGUCUAGCCAAAAGAUGGUUUUGUGCAUUAAGUGGAGACAAAAGUUCCUGGAAACUUGUCGACUUAGUGUCU
Messenger RNA from Iphiclides podalirius (scarce swallowtail), 255 nucleotides. Lineage: Eukaryota; Metazoa; Arthropoda; Insecta; Lepidoptera; Papilionidae. The record is from the annotation of a GenBank genome assembly.